AUGAGAAGCGAGAAGCUAUUAUUGCAAAUAGCAUUCUUAAAUCCAAGGAAUUUAUCAUCCAAAGUACAAAUAAAAAACACAAAAGUCGUCUCCAUCACUAAAAGAUUGAAGAGCAUAGAAUCAAGAUUAUUUCACAGUUUAUUAUUAUCAUCAUCAUCAACCACAACAAACUCUCCAUGGAUGUAUUCGGCAUUAUCUUCUUCCUUGUCAACUUUCUUUUCACAAACACGUUUGAUGUUGUCUUCCUCCAUUUAUCAACAGCAACAACAGAAGCAACAG
This is a messenger RNA of Entrophospora candida, 279 nucleotides long. The record is from the annotation of a GenBank genome assembly. Lineage: Eukaryota; Fungi; Glomeromycota; Glomeromycetes; Entrophosporales; Entrophosporaceae.